AUGUCGCUCAGUGGCGCUGCUGCAGCCCCCCCCUGGAAGAAUCACAGUUUCAACUUGGGGGGCGGUAGAGACCCCCCCCUGUCAGACCAAGGCGAGACCAUCAUCGGAGUGUACCUGCUGCUGCUGGGCUGGAUGUCAUGGUUCGGAAACAGCAUCGUGCUCUUCGUCCUGUACAGACAGCGAGCGUCUCUGCAGCCCACCGACUACCUGACCUUUAACCUGGCCGUCUCUGACGCCAGCAUCUCCGUGUUCGGAUACUCCAGAGGUAUCAUCCAGAUCUUCAACGUCUUCCAGGACAGCAGCUACAUCAUCUCCUCCAUUUGGACCUGCCAGGUGGACGGUUUCCUCACGCUGCUGUUUGGGCUGAGCAGCAUCUACACGCUGACGGUCAUCAGCAUCACCCGCUACGUCAAAGGAUGUCAGCCCAGUAGAGCUCAUCGCAUCACCAGGAGCAGCGUGUUUGUGUGUCUGCUGUUCAUCUGGACCACCGCUGGGUUCUGGUCCGGAGCUCCACUGCUGGGAUGGGGGAGCUACACAGAUCGAGGAUACGGCACCUGUGAGAUCGACUGGGCCAAAGCCAACUACUCCAGCAUCUACAAGUCCUACAUCGUCUCCAUCUUCAUCUUCUGCUUCUUCAUCCCCGUCCUCCUCAUGCUCUUCUGCUACGUGUCCAUCAUCAACACCGUGAAGAGAGGGAACGCCCUCUCAGCCGAGGGAGACCUGACGGACCGGCAGAGGAAGAUCGAGAGAGAUGUUACCAUCGUCUCCAUCGUCAUCUGCACGGCCUUCAUCCUCGCCUGGUCUCCAUAUGCUGUCGUGUCCAUGUGGUCCGCCUUGGGCUUCCAUGUACCCAACCUGACCAGCAUCUUCACGCGGCUGUUUGCCAAGUCCGCCAGCUUCUACAACCCUCUGAUAUAUUUUGGACUCAGCUCUAAGUUCCGUAAAGACGUGGUCAUCCUGCUACCGUGCACACAUAAUGGCAAGGACACCGUCAGACUCAAGCGUUUUAAGCCAAAGGCUGACCCACAUGGACGCCUCGCUUCAGGAGGCGGAGUCAAACUCAAGGUUUCUCUCAACCAACCUGACAAGAAAUACUCUCCGAUGGAGGCCACAACCCCAGACUCCAGCGGAUUCCCCUUCGGUCCAUCGCCACUGGCCAACAAGGAGGUGUAUUACAUCAACAUGCCCCGCCCCUCUGAGGCCAGCUCAGAGUUUGAGUGUGUGCGACUUUGAGAAGGUUUUAAGGAGGAGGAAGACCACAAGCACAAGUCCCAGCCUGAGACUGGGAGGCUGACCCCAAGAUCAAACCAAGGACGACCCAGACUUUGAACACACCAAAGGAACAGGCAGGAGUCUGAGAUUCUGGUUCAGCGUCGGUUCUGACCGGAGCUGCUGUGAACCCUCUGGUAGAACUCUCAUGGAGUCUUCACUCUCCUCACAUGAACCAAGAACUGGAGCUUUAGACUCCAAGUCCCAGAAGUCCAAGAAACACAGUCUGAAGGGUGUUGGUCUGAGGUCCAGAAACGGAACCAGAAGACCAGAAACCAACCGAGGAAUUCUUUGAUGGGAAAGAUGGGCUGACCUUUAGUUUGUUUGUACCAGACACACACAUGACACACAAUUACAAACACACAAUUACAGACAAACACAUUGACAAAAACACACAACUAAAAACAGACACAUUAACAAAAUUAAAGACACA
This is a messenger RNA of Oryzias melastigma (Indian medaka), 1702 nucleotides long. RefSeq names its product opsin-5. Bases 1 to 1233 code for a protein of 410 amino acids. Gene Ontology annotation, cellular component: membrane. NCBI's taxonomy places the organism in Eukaryota, Metazoa, Chordata, Actinopteri, Beloniformes, Adrianichthyidae. Gene Ontology annotation, molecular function: G protein-coupled receptor activity. Gene Ontology annotation, biological process: G protein-coupled receptor signaling pathway. The record is from RefSeq and is a predicted model, not a curated record. The transcript has 6 exons.